This is a messenger RNA of Phyllostomus discolor (pale spear-nosed bat), 2367 nucleotides long. RefSeq names its product RAB11A, member RAS oncogene family (gene RAB11A). The transcript has 5 exons. Gene Ontology annotation, biological process: melanosome transport; exocytosis; neurotransmitter receptor transport, endosome to postsynaptic membrane. Gene Ontology annotation, cellular component: axon; transport vesicle; postsynaptic recycling endosome. The coding region runs from base 140 to 790 and encodes 216 amino acids. Gene Ontology annotation, molecular function: GTP binding; GTPase activity. The record is from RefSeq and is a predicted model, not a curated record. NCBI's taxonomy places the organism in Eukaryota, Metazoa, Chordata, Mammalia, Chiroptera, Phyllostomidae.
CGGAAGUGGCGUAGGGCGGGGAGGGGUUCUUCACCCGGUCCGGCAGCUGAAGCUCGGCGCUCGGGUUACCCCUGCAGCGACGCCCCCUGGUCCCACCGAUACCACUGCUGCUCCCGCCCCUUCACUCCUCGGCCGCGCAAUGGGCACCCGAGACGACGAGUACGACUACCUCUUCAAAGUUGUCCUUAUCGGAGAUUCAGGCGUUGGAAAGAGUAAUCUCCUGUCUCGAUUUACUCGAAAUGAGUUUAAUCUCGAAAGCAAGAGCACCAUUGGAGUAGAGUUUGCAACAAGAAGCAUCCAGGUUGAUGGGAAAACAAUAAAGGCACAGAUAUGGGACACAGCUGGGCAAGAGCGAUAUCGAGCUAUAACAUCAGCAUACUAUCGUGGAGCUGUAGGUGCCUUAUUGGUUUAUGACAUUGCUAAACAUCUCACCUAUGAAAAUGUAGAGCGAUGGCUGAAAGAACUGAGAGAUCAUGCUGAUAGUAACAUUGUUAUCAUGCUUGUGGGCAAUAAGAGUGAUUUGCGUCAUCUCAGGGCAGUUCCUACAGAUGAAGCAAGAGCUUUUGCAGAAAAGAAUGGUUUGUCAUUCAUUGAGACAUCAGCUCUAGACUCUACAAAUGUAGAAGCUGCUUUUCAGACAAUUCUGACAGAGAUAUACCGCAUUGUUUCCCAGAAGCAAAUGUCAGACAGACGUGAAAAUGACAUGUCUCCAAGCAACAAUGUGGUUCCUAUUCAUGUUCCACCAACCACUGAAAAUAAGCCAAAGGUGCAGUGCUGUCAGAACAUAUAAGGCGUUUCUCUUCUCUCCUAGAAGGCUGUGUAUAGUCCAUUUCCCAGGUCUGAGAUUUAAAUAUAUUUGUAAUUCUUGUGGUCACUUUUGUGUUUUAUUACUUCCUUAUACUUAACGAAUGUUCCAUGUUUUAAGUCUUUUGAUUUCAGCUUUAUAAAAUCAUCCGUUUGUCCCGAAUGACUGCAGCUUUUUUCAUGCUAUGGCUUCACUAGCCUUAGUUUAAUAAACUGAAUGUUUGGAUUCGUCAGUUAUUGUUUACUUUUCAUCAUGGAAACCUGUCACUGUAGGACACAAUAGAGCUUAUCACUCGGAGCUCAGACCUGUUGGUCUUGAUCAAAUCAAAUUAAGAAGACUCUAGAAAUAAGCUAUCAUUUUGCCACAGAGCAGCUUAUAAUUCAUACACUCUUCUCUUAGUGCAGUGUAUAUUUCCACAAAUUGCCCUUUAAACAUAGCAGGAUUUUGAGAGCUUGAAAAUUUUCCAUUAUUCUGGAAUAAUGACUUUCAAAAAUGCCUUAAUAGGGUUAUGUAGUUCAGUAAUUUUGGUUUUAAUUUUUGUAAGCAUCAAAGGUGAUUUGAGAGGGCACUUUUUUGCUGGAUGAGAAUGACCUUAAUAAACACAGAAGACUGCAUUGUGGUUUCAGCUGUGGUAUGGACAGGGGUCACGUGUUAGUGCCGCCUGGCAGGCCGGGAACUGGAGAGACUGGUGGAAUUCCAUCUGAGGUGCCUCUGUCGCGAUGAUCAGGCAGCCUGAGUUUAAUGAUGUCAUUUAAUUUAUCUAAUUUCCCAGCAGUAGAUUAUGUGGCAUUUUAUUGCUCAGGCAAUAACUGGUUUUAAUGCUCUUAUAUCAAAUUGUGAGGUGUUAAUUUUGUCUCAAAACCGUCCAUUAAUUGAAAUGUAACCCAGUUUUGUCUCCAUAUUCACCAGCAGGCAUGGAUAAUUAUGUUAAUGAUGCUGAUGUUUGAGUUUUGCAGUACAUUGUGGGAUAUAGUUCAGUUAAGUAUCUGGUUUCAGUAUGUCAAAAAGAAUACAGUGAGAGGUUAAUUUCUGCUCAAGUGGUAUCACUUAAAGGCAUGUAUUCUUUUAGUACUUAAGAUGAAAUAGUACUUUGAGUUUAAAUAGAAUGCAUUUAGGCCAUUAUACAGACUUUCCACUACAUUAUUGAAAUAAGUGGAGCAACUAGUUUCUCAUUCAGAAAUGUGCACACUAAUACUUAGUUUUACUUUCUUGUGGAUAAUAUUAAGCAUUUACUCUGCAGUGUUCUGAAAGUUGUGUCAACUGAAGUGAUACUAUUCAGGGUGGUGGACUGUCCCCAAAACAUAUAUGUGUGGGAUUGCGUAGAUUACUAUGUUUCAUAGUUAAUCUCCUGUCUUUGCGAUGCUCAUGACGUGUGGGGUGCACCGAAGGCAUUGCUGUGGUUGGUAGUUUCGGUUUUCUUAUGCAUUUUAGUGUAUUGGUAUGAAGAUUAUUAUCUAUUUGUAAAUCACUACUUUGUAUUUUAUGCAUGCUCUGUAACUUUUUAUUUUAGUUACUGAUUUGGAAUAUAUUCACAUUCUAAUAAACAGUUAUAGGGGACUGUU